UGCUGGUCACCUGGCCUCCCAUCACUGCUCGUGACCUGGCCUCCCAUCACUGCUGGUCACCUGGCCUCCCAUCCUGGUCACCUGACCCGAAACCAGUAGAUCGACCACAAUCUAUUACCAAUAAAAAGUAACAAUAGAGUGGCCUCAGUCUAUUGCAAAUCAAAAAUCUAUGCGUAGUUCAGAAUCUAUUAAAACACUGACACAAUAGCCACCACAGUCUAUUAAAAAAAAAGAUUAAAAUAGAUCUACGGAGAUAUAAAACAAAAGUAAUAGAUUGAAUUAAAUCUAUUAUAAAAGGACACAAUUAGACCUGCUACCAUCUAUUACAAAAUAUAAUGGAACCACCAAAAUCUAUUAUUAAUCUAUUAUUCUAUCGACCUUAUUCUAUCACAAAAUGGAAGAGAUAGAUCGCAGCAAGUCUAUUAAAGAACGUAAACAAUAGACUUAGUACAGACAACAGCGACUGUCACUUAUAUCAAGAAUAGCUGUUUGUGUUUUGUUUGUGUCGCGAGUAUCCAGGGACACACAAACAAACACACGACCACAGUGCUUUUGUUUCCGCUCUUUUAAUGUAAUUCUUCCGGCACCAAAAACAGCGACAUUAACAAUAGCAGCAACAGGAACAGCAGCAGCACCAGCAACAGCAACAAAAACAACAAUAACAAUUACAACAACUACAGCAAUAGAAACACAAGCAACAGCAACGACAACAGCAACGACAAUAAUAGCGAUUGACAACAACUAUAGCGAGUAACCACAAACAAAAACAAUAGCGACUUACGACAACUACAACAAAAGCGAGUGACAGCACCACCAUCCCCACUACCAACAACAACAUCAGUAACAACGAACGACAACAACAACAACAAUUGCGCAAAAAACAACAGCAACAAUAAAAAUAGCGAGUGACAUCACCAUUAACAAGAAAAAAACAACACCGAGCAGAAACAACAGCAACAACAACACUAUAACAAUAACAACAUGUAUGUGCUGCCUAUUGGAGCGGGAGGCUACUUCCCGUUCAUCAAUUUACCGUGUGAGAGAUUCAUUGGAGAGAGUCUUCAGUUCAUUCUCUACCUCAGCCUCUCUCCUCUAGCCUGUACCGUCGUCCCCUGGAUCUGCUGCCCCUUCCAGAUAGCCAACACCAGCUACACCAUCAGCGGUGACAGAGAUUGCAACGACAUCGGCGCCUUAUACGGCGCUACGGCCUUCUGGGCCAUGCAGGUUAUCUCAGUGAUCGGCCUCGUCGUCGCUGCGGCGAAUCUGGCGAACUGCGCGGCGACCAUGGUGGGCGCUGACGUGACGCAGAAUUUUUUCCAACUCACGUACCCACGGCCUGCGACCUUCGUAAUACCGAACUUCGAGGCCCCCAAUCCACAAGGGGAAAAACUUCAGGACAAGGUCAAUGAAAUUAAUCAAUAUUUCGUCAAGCCAGAGAUGGUCGAGAAGCUGAAGGAGAAGUACCUGCUUGAAAAGGAGAAGAGACGACAAGAGGAGUCUAUCAACAACGCGACUGCCAGUGAGGAGGUUCUGUUGAGGGUGAGGCGUCAGGUUGUUGACGUGCGCAUCCCGACGCUGCUGGGGCAUGUACCAGGUGGGGACGACCAGGCGGUGGACGUGUGUUCGAGGGACGAGGUGUUGGUGGACGAGGAUGGGGAGUGCCACGACCUACUGUCCCAGGGUCCUUGUGAGGACGACCACAUCGUGCUGAUGAAUCCAGCCACCAGGAAGGGGUUUUGCGGUCGCCAGCUGUGUGCACCGGACCGUGUGUUCUUAUUCAGUGAUCAGUUGUGUCAUCAUCCACGUGAACUGGGUGUCUGUCCUCCUGGUCGGCAGCUCUUCACUACCAGCUACGGGUCACCGGUGUGUGGCUGUCCUGACGGUACUUAUGAGGAGGACGAUGACUUGGACGAUGAUGUCUGUGAACCUAUCCUCGGCCACAUCUCCGACUGUCCCCCAGGAGAAGUGUUUUGGUUCAGCGACUUCAGGCGUCCCCCGGAGUGCAAACCCGAUCCCUGUAAGGGCCUGAACCUGAAGCGAGGCCCUGACGACCUGCCCUUCGUGCCUGCCCUCGUCGACGGCAAGUGCUACAGGAUAGGCACGAGACCAGCCAUCUGCUCGUCUGACGAGUAUUACUCGCUAUCGCUUGAGCUCCUUCGCGGCGUGUGCUCCUCGCUGGAAGACGCCGGCUACCAGAUCCUUGACUCAGAGGAUAUGGACGCCGUAUCCAAGAAGUUCGGCGACCUAGCUCCCAAGAAGCACAAAGGCUCCGUCUCCAAGACUUCGAAGCCAUCCAAAGCAAAGACCCCGGCAGGCACGACGCUGCUGAGGCGCCCGGAGAUAGGGGCGGCUGUGGUGUGGGUCCAGGAGAGCGAUGAUGACCCACCGCCCCUGAGCGUGGGUCAGCCAGUGAUGUCUAGCGGCAAACACCAUCCAGCGGACAACGAAGUGGAGCGCGAGAACCUGGUCGCUCUCUUCCCAACGCACAUGAACGCCUUCUCACCUCCCAUGAUCACAGUGAACGGCUCUCUCACGUUCCUCGGCUUCACCGGAGGUCACCACCGGCAGCGGCGAGCGCCACUUCCCUUCGCCACUCCUGGUAAUGUCGUCGAACCGGGACUGUCGGCCUGUCGGGCAGGUGCCAAGAGAGAUGGCAACGCUAAAUGUCGGAAUACGAUCCUGCCCAGUAGAUACCCUCCUUCAAGACCUCGUCGGGACGUGCCUCCAGUGCCACCCUCUUCUUCCUGCCCUUCAGGAGUGUUCGACCUGAGUCGCCGGUGCACCUCGAACAGGGGCGGAGUGGCUUCGUCGAUCAACGCCCUGGGGCUGGGCUAGCGUCCUCCUAGACACGCAGCGCGAUAGGUCGUGUUAGGGUAGGCUGCACCCUAGCUGAAGGCCACUCCAACAGGUCAUACCAGGGUACAGGUUGCGCCCUAGCCGAAGACCACUCCACUGCUCUGGCAUGAGGAAUGGCCUGUUGUCCCUCAAAGAAACACAGUAGCGUUAUCGCUACUGUGUGGAGCUCCACAUGGAGGGAAAGCGUUGUCUCAGCGAGAGCUUCUUCUGCAAAUCACAGAAUGAGAGUAGGGAUCGAAGCCACAGCAGGUGAGCCCUAAAACUCGCAAGGCAGUGUGUUAACUACUGGCCAGCGAGAUUUAGACUCACCUGACAUGAGUUCGAUCCCCACUCGUUCUGCGAUUUUUUCUGCGGUCUCCCUGAAGAGGAAAACACGAUUUCUUGAGCGACAGUCGACCCAUCCAUCCCAAGAUGCUCGCUCGGGCUGGCUCUUCCUAUAUUCGUCUGGACCUGUGGAGACAUUCUGCAGGUGUAACCUUCCCUUGUCUCCCUCGAGGCUUCACUACCGAGAUGGAACAUUAAAAAUCGACCCUGGUCAAGCCUUCUCGUGUCCCUCGAGGCUUCAAUACUAAGAUAAAACAUAAGAGCCCACCCUAGUCAAGCCUAUCGCGCAUUUUAACUCUAGUAUACUGUAGUCAUAAUAGCAGUAGUGUGUGUGUGUGUGUGUGUGUGUGUGUGUGUGUGUGUGUGUGUGUGUGUGUGUGUGUGUGUGUAGUGUCGUAUAUCGUGUGCGUGUUGUGGUAUUUUGUUUCUGUAUCGUCAAGGAACACCCUUAAUGUGUCAAAAGCCACAGUAUGUGACAUGAUACACCAGGAAACUCACCUUUGCAAGGGAAAAGUAUUUGAAGAAUGUUGUUCAGAUAGGAAGUGAAAUUGCUGACCAGCUGAGGUUGAAGAGUUUGGCACCACUUAUGUACAGGGGAGUACAUGGAAGAGCAGAUUGUUAUUGUUGUUGUAUUCAAUAGAAAGCACUAGAUUCGGCUGGCAAAUGAGAGGAAAUCAAGUUUGAUCUAAAGAUGAGUUGGGUAUACCCAGUUCCUUGCAAGAGCUGGGAUCGGAUAAUAGAAAAUCAUACAGUUUGUAUCUGCUGAGGACUAUAUCACUAUCUAACUCUCGUACUUCUGCCUAGAUAGAUAAGGUGAAAGAAGUAUUGAAGGUAUUGCAUAUAACGUACAGACACACUAGUGUGGGUACCAACCUGUGACGACUUAGGAAGGGUCGUUUAGCCUCAUCAAAUAGCUGAGAUAGAGAUCAACACCGCUCACAUCAGUAGGUCGACAUAAGUGGAUUGAGCACUGCUUGAACCCAGUGAGUGUUUCGAACACCACGUCUCACUUCAUCACGGGGUUAAGAUAAGGGGACUGAACACUGACGCAAACAAGUGGUUGGAUUACUGCGCCUCACUUCAACAAGGGGUCUAAAUAAGGAGAUCGAAUAUCAUUGUUGAUCUUGAAUGUUCAGGGCGAUGCAGUUUUACUUAUUUAAGGUAGGCUGUGAAAGGCAUAGAUGCAUGCGUAAUGACUGAAUAAGUGGAUAAUCACGCAAUAGGUAUAAAUAAUUGAUGGAUAAUCACGAUAUUAAAAUAUGUAAUCGAUUAUUAGACAUGUAUUAGCUGUAUAGGCACAGAAUUGAUAGGUAAUAGACUAAUUUUCAAGAAAUAUAUAUAUAUAUAUAUAUAUAUAUAUAUAUAUAUAUAUAUAUAAAAUAACUGACAAACAUUAGAACUUAAAGCAUAUAAAAGAAUAAUAGAUAAGAAAUGUGUAAUGCCACAUAGACUCAAUAGAAUAGCAGAGACAAUAGAUGGCUGUAGGUGGAUAGACAAGAGUAGACGAGGAGAAACGUAAUGAACAUAAUGAAUGUUUCGAGACAGUGUUGGGCAUUAUCAGUGAGAUUAAUGAUUUUUCCAGGAACUGUCGGGAACUUUCAGUAAGUGCAAUGGACUUCCAGUGACGCUGCAUUCAGGAGCACCCUGAGGAAUAAAGUGGCCUAAGGUGCUUCCACGAUGCAUCAAGAAGUUUACAAAGCGUACCAAGUGGCUUCCGGAAGAAUGAGGUUCUUUGAAGAGCACUUACUACCAUGCAGAAGUACCAAGGAACGCGUUUAAGGAUAUUUGAGGUCGUUUAGCGAAUUUACAGCGUUGUCCAGCAGCGUAUUUGCUGCGUCCGCUGACUCAUGGCAGAAGCAAGUGACGUGUAUAGAAGUGAAUGGGUAUUUAGCAGUAUACAGGGACGUCCAAAGACCUUAAGAACUAUUUAGAACCGUCGAAAGACAUUUAGAUGCGCUGAAAGACAUUCCGAGUUAUCAGAGGACGUUGAGAAUUAUAUUUUGUGUCGUUUUACUGGGAUACUCACAUGAGAAGUGAUCCACAGACGCUUGUGCAAAGGUAUAAGCAUUCAACUAUGUUGAUGGGACGGCGUUUAGAAGCUUCAGGGGACAUCUAGAUGCGUUGGAAAACAUCGAGAGGCAUCUGAAAACAUAUGAGGUGUUGGAGAACAUUUGGGGGUGUUGGAAUACACUUAGAAGAGUUGGAAAACAUCUAGGGGCGUUAAAGUGCAUCUAGAAGCGUUGGAGUAUAUCUAGAAGCGUUGGAGUACAUCUAGAGGCAUUGGAGUACAUAUAGGGGCAUUGGAGAACGUUCAGAGACAUCGCAGAAGCAUUUAAUGCUUGCAGAGAUAUCUUGGGGCUAUUUAAAGGGUUCCUACAGAAUAAGGGGAAACAAAGGGCAUUUAUCUCUCAUCUUGUCAAUAGGUCCUAGGGGUGAGUGUGUGUGUGUGUGUGUGUGUGUGUGUGGAUAGUUAUGUAGGGGAGGACAGGAUAGUCUUGGUUGCCACUUAAUCGAGACAGUAAACAGUGUUUCACGACGCAGGUUAAAAAGCGUUCGUUGAACGUGUUUGUAGUGUCGUGAGUUCAAGACGCAGGUUAAAAAACGUUU
Cherax quadricarinatus is the source of this 5787-nucleotide messenger RNA. RefSeq lists its product as uncharacterized. The record is from RefSeq and is a predicted model, not a curated record. Lineage: Eukaryota; Metazoa; Arthropoda; Malacostraca; Decapoda; Parastacidae.